AUGCAUAUUGAUACUCGCCCAUCGCAUUUCUUAUUUACGUUGCUUAUCCUGACCUUCAUUCAUUCGGUGACCUCUCAACCUAUUAAACCCAACAAAUGGAUCAAACCAGACCCAUUUGAGAAUCUCAAUUCCCUUGGGACAUGGAAAACAUUAGAGAAAGAAUCCCAAAGCUUCUUCCCAAGCCCAUCACAUGUCAAUCACAAUCAUAACCCAACAUGGCGGCCCACAAGUCAUGAUAACGAAGCAACAGAGCGAGUGGGACCGAAUCAUUCCUAUACAAAAGGGACCCCUCCACCUGCAAUCCCCGCUGUUCCAGUAGUGUCUGUCUUAUUACCGACCACCGAUAAACUACACAAGCACUAUUCGGAAUACAUGAACUUUGAAUCAGGGCCCAACUCAGAACUUGAGGGGAUUUCAACCAACGCCAUUGCCUCUGAUAGACAAAACCGAUACAAUGAGUUCCUAAGGAACAUGCAUAUCAAGAAUGCCAUUCACCAGGAGCACGGUGACACAACAUCAAUGGCUUUCUCGGCCUCUUCCUCUGGACACACUGUCUCUUUCUUUGCGUAUCGCAUCUCAAUUCCGACGCUGAGGCUCAACUUGUCCAGCCUGGCGAUUUAUCCUUUUCCUGGGGUGGUCACAACCGUGAUUAUCCUCUUGGUGUUGGUUUGGAUCGCUAUCAUCACGAUUGGAUUGGUGGAAUUGGGCAACUAUAUAUGGAUUAGACGUCGCCAAGCCGAUAUCGGUGAUGCACGAGGUGACGAAGAACAAAGCGUGGAACUGGACGAGCUGGCAAAGAUACCGAUCUCAGUGGUUGCCAUUCCUUCAGAUAGAAAUCUGGUGGCAAAUGAAUCUGAGCCCGUGCAUCAUCGGCCUGGGGAUUCGGACGUUGAUUCUGAAUCCGAUGACGAUGACUAUCGAAUCUUCUAA
Molecule: messenger RNA, 930 nt
Organism: Penicillium salamii
Lineage: Eukaryota; Fungi; Ascomycota; Eurotiomycetes; Eurotiales; Aspergillaceae
Source: the annotation of a GenBank genome assembly